Molecule: messenger RNA, 1381 nt
Organism: Pollicipes pollicipes
Lineage: Eukaryota; Metazoa; Arthropoda; Thecostraca; Pollicipedomorpha; Pollicipedidae
Product: TGF-beta-activated kinase 1 and MAP3K7-binding protein 1
Exons: 9
Coding region: 119-1381 (420 amino acids)
Biological process (GO): protein dephosphorylation
Molecular function (GO): protein serine/threonine phosphatase activity
Source: RefSeq, a predicted model, not a curated record
GGGCGCUACAUUCGCGGCUUGGGUUAAGAGCGGAUAGGGAUAUGAGCUUAGCUCUUGGGAUUAGCCAGUUCGGAGCGAAGACGCAGCUUUGAGUUGGCUGCCCCAAGAGUAAGACAGGAUGUCGUCGACUCCAACGGCGUCCAGCGGGCCCCACCUGCCGCUGCAGAGCCUGCCGCAGCAGCAGAGCAGCUGGACGGACGACCUGCCCGUCUGCAACAACUCUGGCGUUGGUUACGAAACGAACAAGGCGUACCGGCGUGACGGUUACCGGACCCAGGAGCACACACAGGAGGACUACAGCUUCCACUUUGAGCUGGACACCGACCUCUGCCUGUACGGCGUGUUCGACGGCCAUGAUGGGUCGCGCGCUGCCCACUUCGCCCAGCAGCGAAUGCCAGCGGAGCUGAGCUUCGGCCAGCUGACCCGGCGCGGCAGCUCGGACGAGAGCGUGUGCGUGGCGCUGCAGCAGGCGUUCCUGGCCGUCGAGAAGGGCUUCUUCGAGAUGAUCGACGAGGCGCUGGCCCAGCGCGCCAUGCUGCUCUCCGAGAUACCGGCGGGCCUGACCGAGUUCGAGGCGAACCGGGAUCAUCCGGCGGCGAUGCAGAAGCUGACCCAGCUCAACUCUCGGAUCAGCGGCGGCACCACGGCCGUCGUGGUGGUGGUCCACCAGAACCGGCUGUACGUGUCCAACGUGGGGGACUCGCGCGCUCUGCUCUGCAAGACGGACGAGAACGGCAUUCUGAAGGUACUGCAGCUGACCACUGACCAUACGCUGACCAACGAGGACGAGCUGUUGCGUCUGCAGCAGCUCGGCAUGGACGUGACGCCGCUCAGACAAGGCGAGACGCUGGCCGGCCAGGAGGUGACGCGCUGCCUGGGCAACUACCGGGUGAAGGGCGGCUACCGCGAGGACGAGCGCCUGCGCGCCUGCUGCGCCGAGCCGGCGCUGGCCGAGCCCGACUUCGUCAGCGUGCAGCUGGACGAGUCGUGCCGCUUCCUGCUGCUGCUCUCGCGCGGCCUCUACCGCGCCCUGGAGGAGGUGCGCGACGAGCCGCAGGUCAACAAGGAGGUGGCCCAGCUGGUAGUGGAGGAGUUCGCCAAGUCGACCACGCUGGCGGGCGUGGCGCAGACGGUCGUGAACCGCGUGGCGCGCGACCACCAGGACUGCUUCAUCAACUCCGGCAACAAGCGGUGCCAGCGCUGCGAGGACAUGACGCUGCUGGUGCGCAACUUCAGCUACCCGCUGCGGUCGUCCGGCGGCGCCAGCACCCGCAUCAAGCCCUACAUCUCGUUCGACGGGUACCGUGAGAACCUGCAGAAGGCGAAGGAGCGUGGCGAGUUCACCGACGAAACGUGGUGGAAGCGCCUGCUGAACAUGUAG